Messenger RNA from Helianthus annuus (common sunflower), 564 nucleotides. RefSeq names its product protein FAR1-RELATED SEQUENCE 7-like. The transcript is spliced from 4 exons. Lineage: Eukaryota; Viridiplantae; Streptophyta; Magnoliopsida; Asterales; Asteraceae. Bases 1 to 564 code for a protein of 187 amino acids. The record is from RefSeq and is a predicted model, not a curated record.
AUGGAUUUAGAAGGAUAUUUGGUAGUCGAUAACGAUUCAGAUUUUGAAACAGAGAAACCAAACGAUGCAGACAUGGAUCUCGGGUCUGAUGAAAAAGAUGUUAAUGAUAACGAUGUAAUCAGAAAGGUUUUUGAUACUCCUAAUGGAUUUAAAGACUUGAAGUGUAAUAGUUCUACAAGAGAUGUUAAAAAGCGCCGUAGAGACUUAAGAACCGGCUGCGAAGCGUUUCUUCAGAUUUCAAAAAGUAAAGAUGGGAAAUGGUUUGUGGAUCAGUUUAUCGAUUCACAUAAUCAUGCGCUAACUAUUACUCCAACCAAAGAGCUUGGUCAAUCUGGGUUAAAACCAUGUCAAAUCAAGAAGGUUGUAAAUACCAAGAAAGGUCCAUAUGAAAAUGAUGUUACAUCAAAACAAUGUUCUGAUAUCUUAGCCGAUCAGCGAAAGGAAUACAAAGGUAAGGAGUUUUACGGGCUUAUUAAACAUUUCCAAGAUAAAUUACUAGAAGACCGUAACCUAUAUUUUGUUGUGGAUUUAUUUGAAGAUGGGUCUCCAAGAAAUAUUUUUUAG